CAAUUGCAAGUCACCACAGCGUAGACCAUUCCCGGCAAUCAGUUAUUCCGCGAGUAUAGCUCCAUAUGAAGGGUGGUUGGAUUGUUGUCUCCCGUCGUGUAUUUAAAUAUUUUUGUAUCCGAUUCUGACCUUCCUAUUUCUGUCGUCUAUAUCUCCCCGUGAAGGUCGCCGCACGCAGAGGAUCCUUGUCUCUCGUGACACGGCGUUCGAUACCGUGAAAUGUUGCAAGUGUCCUACCGGCUCAUCACGCGUGGUCUCAAACACCCGAAUACCUUUCGAUACCGAAAUCAGUGUCUCAAGCUGCAAACGUCGGCCAAUCAAUUCAACGGAAUUGUUCAAUUGAGCGGUAAUUGCCGGCUAAAGGGUGUUGAACAACGAAACAAGCCACCAACGGGUGCAGUUCCAGCAAUUGAGACCCAUCGAUCGCGAAGUGGGCCAAUCGUGAUGAGUGCGAGAAAUGGCAGUAGCAAGCCGACGCUGGCUACCAUUCGAGUGUCCAGCUUGACGAAGAAUAUGCACUUUUACAGUGCGACUAAACGGAACUGGGACAAGGAUUCGAAGAGUUUGAGACUAAACGAACAGCUGGACAAACCACUGGUGCUCAUCCUAGCUUGGCUGCAAGCAACGGAAAAACAUCUUCGAAAAUUUGCCGAAUUUUACGUGGAGCAAGGUUUCGAGGUUCUAGUCGCGCACAUCAGCCCAUGGCAGCUGAUGUGGCCGGUACAUGGUACCCAGGCCGUAGCCUGUGAUAUAGUAAAGUUUCUCAAAAAUAACGACCUAGAACGUGGCGUGGUGCUCCACGGUUUCUCCGUCGGUGGUUACCUUUGGGGCGAAUGCUUAGUCAAAAUCCACGAGAACGAAAGCAACAAAGGCAUUUUCAACAAGAUCAAGGGUCAAAUCUGGGACAGUGCAGCAGAUAUAACGGAAAUCCCAGUCGGAGUCCCUCAUGCCGUUUUGCCGAAAAACCCUACCCUGCAAAAUGUUUUACGCGGCUAUAUAACCUACCACUUGAAGCUUUUCCACGAGGAGGCUACACAGUAUUACGAAAAAUGUACUAAGAUAUAUUUUUAUGAACCGGCAAUCUGCCCAGCUCUGCUUCUGAUCUCCAAAACGGAUCCCGUAGGAACGGAAGCUGCCAACAAGCGGCUUAUGGCUGCUUGGGAAUCCAUAGGCAUUAAGACAACGAUGAAGUGCUGGGAUCGUUCACCUCACGUAGGCCACUUCCACAAACACCGUGAAGAAUACAUCGAGCUACUGCUGGCUCAUCUCAGUUCCCUCAACAUUGCAGGCUAUUUUCCGAAGGCAAAACUGUAACCGGAAACCAUCAUUCCAUGACCUGUGAUAAGAAUCGAUAAACCUCUCUGAUGAACAUUAAUUUGGCAAAGCUCCGACCAAAAAUAAAUAAUUACUGUCUGUGUGUUUAAAUAUCUCGAAA
This is a messenger RNA of Aedes aegypti (yellow fever mosquito), 1435 nucleotides long. RefSeq names its product transmembrane protein 53-A. Gene Ontology annotation, molecular function: serine hydrolase activity. The transcript has 5 exons. The record is from RefSeq and is a predicted model, not a curated record. Lineage: Eukaryota; Metazoa; Arthropoda; Insecta; Diptera; Culicidae. The coding region runs from base 220 to 1314 and encodes 364 amino acids.